AUGGGUGUGUGGGCUCACGUUGACAUCGCGAUUACGUGUACUGAGUUACACGGCGUUGCACUGCAGGACUCGACGUGGUACCGACUAGGUUUCAGGGUCUACAAACAGCACAUCGCCGCGCUCUUGGUUAACCCGAGUGCUCCCGCCCUGGGUCCGACAUCGUUGCCAGCAGACCUUCCGGAAUGCCUUGUACCCCUAAUCGCAGUGGCGGCGGACGACGACGCUUACGUAACGCGUCCGUUUUUCGUCAAAAGUAGGCACCACAGGGUUACGGUCAACGAGGUUGCACGGUUCCGGGCGGAAUUGCCGGCUAUACCGUCGGUGCUGGCGUCAUCCGCUCUGUAUGUGGAAGCCACGCUCGUCAGCUUCCCAGUCACCGAAAAUGGCGCAAUUGUGAGCAAGGAGACGGGAGGCAACAACGGUUUGCCGACUGUCGUUGACGCCAAGGCAUUCAGGGUCGGGAACUUGGCCCAGGCGGCAAGGGAGUACUACCCGUGCAACUUCGACGGAGAACACCUGAACGCAGUUGCGCACCUUACGGUGCGUACUGCCGUUACGAAGUUGGGCAUCGCUGCGCCCCUGUCGCUGCCGCUCUCCACGGAGCCUUGCCAGCACUACCUCGAAUGGCGCCAUAUGCUGAAGAAGUCUGGCAACAAGCUGGUCAAAAAGUGGUUUAUGCAGUCAAAUAAGCACGAGGAGGCGUUUUACGACUCCCCAAAGCCCGCAACCGGAGGAAGAAGGUGGCUACUGCAUCACAGCAGUGCCACCGACUUCAGGGAGCCCAACGUGACUGCCAAAAAGGCAGAACUAGCUAUCAAUACAUUUAUCGCACAGGUGGUGGCCGGAGAUCAUGGCUGCGGAGCUGCGUUCGGUCUCGAGUGGGAGCCUGAGGCCCCCUUGGCCGAAAGUGCCGACGCUAAGUCAGGCGACCCGGCGCCCUACGAUGACGCCACCUUCUCGAUGGGCGCUAGGAUGCUCAUCUACAUUUAUGCCAAGAUUUUGGCGGACACUGCAGUAGCUCUCGACAGAGCGCUGCCAGUACGGCACCCAGAAGGUGCGCUGGAGGCCGCCAGCAGCAGCGCGAAUGCUGCAAACCCAGACAACAGCGCAACAAACGAAAACAGUUUCGCUAACACCAACGCCCAUAUUGAGCGCAACUGUGCUCACAACACCACAAUCCUAGGAUAUCCUGGUUCAGAUGGUGCUGUCGUAUCGUUCACGGACGGGGAGGUGAAGCAAGAGGAUGGGGCUCUCCGUAAUACACAUGAAACGCCAAAUGCAGCAGGUGCACUAUUUCAGCCGAGGUCUGCCUCAACGCUGCACGUGGCCAUCUGCCAACGCCUGAACCGUAUCGCCGACCUGUUGGGCAUCCGGAAAUGCGGGGAGAAGAAGCUUUCAAUCACCGUUCGGCACGGUGUUACUGUGGUUUUGGACGACGUUGAGGGGUACUCGGUUCCUCAAGCCGCAACCGGUACCGCGUUGGCGCACACUAUGAGCAAGAUGUUCUUCGGACUCUGUACAUGGAUCUGCCUAACGUGGGACCGUGUGGUUGCAGAUGUGCAGUGUGAUGCCCAAGAUAGACGCAGAUACGUCGAUGCGUAUGUGAAAGAGCAGCUCAGGGUCUUUAAGCGGAUGGGCGACCCCGCGCUUGACCAGACCGCAUUGGUGGCCUUGCUACGGUCAAUGAGGAUCACUGAUGAACAUCACUUCUUCAUUGCCGACAACUUUCCAUUUAUGCGGCACACCCCAGUGCCACCGCGAAAUGCCGAGGCGGCAGCGGAGCCUGCCAACCACGCCGGUGUGCACCUAGUGGUGCUGGUGCACGGCUACAACGGCUACCCGGUAACCAUGCGUUUCGUGCGCAACACACUCCUCGCGUUCACGAGCAACACUGAGGUGAUUGUGUCGCGCUUCCUCUACGAGAACCCGGAGAGCUCAAUUGAGCACAAGGCGUCACUUCUGGCACAGGAAAUAGAUAUACACGUGCGGAGGAAUGCUCUCACUCGCAAGCUAGGCCGCCUCUCGUUCGUCACGCAUUCGAUGGGCGGACUGGUGGUGCGUGCCGCGUUGCGCCACCUGGGACCGUAUCGCGAAAAGGUCCAUGCACUGGUGACUCUCGCGUGUCCGCACAUCGGUGUGCCGCGUAUGCCGUCGAAGCUGCUGGAAAAGGGCUGUUGCCUCCUUGCGUCCUACAUGCGGUCGGCAUGCCUCAACCAGCUGCUGCUGACCGACGGGCCCAGCCGUGAUACGUGCUACCUGUACGAGCUGUCCGGCGACGAUGGCGUGCGCCUCUUCCGGAAGGUGAAGCUGGUGGGCAUACUGCAGGAUCACGUCUCCCUGGCAUACUCCUGCCUGCUGGAGCCGUCGCUCGCCAACACCAGAAGCGCCACCGUUGAGUCGAUGUGCCACCGCAUUUCAGAGCGUCUAAGCGGCGCGCAAUUGGAUAAAUUCUGCAUCGACUACGGCCGCGCAUCCAGGUAUGUGCGCUGGAAGUCAAUCGACGCACACCUACACAUCAUCGACUACGCGCCACUGGCGCGCCAUUUCAACAUCCCGGUUGAAGGGCAGAAGCUGUUCAUCGACGGACGGGCGCUAGAAAAUGCGGAGCAGACGAUGCAGGAGGCAUGCGUCAAGCACGGCGACGUUGUAUACGUCGGAUACGCGCCAGCCGUGCCGCUCACGCCCGGGUUGAUGCGGUCGAGACAGAUGUCCCAGAUAGACAACGACCGUGCCAGCACGAUCAUGCAGACACUGAAACCCGGCUCACUCGAGCUCGAGGCCAUUCGAGACAUGUCCCCCGAUGUGCACGACGCGGUGCUCACCAAGGACCUCGAGCAAGUCGUGGCGGCCCUGAAGAAGCAUCACCGCCUGGAGAUCGACAAGCAGCGCGACCGCCAGGCGAAGCUCUUCCGGGCGUACCUGAACCCACUAACGCCGGAAUCGCAGCAGGUGAUACACGAGGAGAUAAGUCGCAACCGCAUCGACGAGAACCUGGCGCACGCCCACAGGUACCUGCCGGAAUCCUUCGCCAGGGUGUUCAUGCUGUUCGUAUCUACCCAGAUUAACCAAGUGACAGUGAAGGCGUUGGUGGACACUGGCGCCCAGGAGACGGUGAUGAGCCUAGAGUGCGCUCAGCGAUGCAAUCUGCUGAGCCUGGUGGACCGGAGGUACCACGGUGUGGCGGUCGGCGUGAGCCAGAGCCGCAUUGUGGGCAAGAUACACCUCGCGAACCUGAAGAUAGGCGAGACCCACAUCCCCUUUUCGUGCGUGUUGAUCGAGUCCCUGCACAUGGAUUUCAUUCUGGGGCUCGACCUGCUGCGGCGACACCAGUGCACCAUUAACCUCGCGAGCAACUCCAUGCAGAUCUGCGGGGUGACGGUGCCCUUCCUCCCCGAGUACGAAAUCGACCAGCGGCCCUUCGCUGCGCCCGCGGCCGACGUGCCCCGCGAGGUGGGGACGGCCAUCAAUUCUUCGUCGAGCGGAGUUGCGUCCUCGGGCGGCGGGUCGACAUCCCUCACCUCCACCGUGCCCGCGAGCAGCGACCGGGUGAUAUCCCGUGAGGACGCCACACGGUGA
Babesia bigemina is the source of this 3576-nucleotide messenger RNA. RefSeq lists its product as hypothetical. The record is from RefSeq and is a predicted model, not a curated record. The coding region runs from base 1 to 3576 and encodes 1191 amino acids. The transcript is spliced from 11 exons. NCBI's taxonomy places the organism in Eukaryota, Apicomplexa, Aconoidasida, Piroplasmida, Babesiidae. Gene Ontology annotation, molecular function: protein binding; aspartic-type endopeptidase activity. Gene Ontology annotation, biological process: proteolysis.